AUGAGGGACUGUCCCGAAUACACAGGUAGUAGAAGCGGCAGCAACAGCCCACAUAAUGUGACCCAAUUCUGUGCAAAAGGAGGAGCAAUCAUCCGAAUAGCCGAGGGGGGCCAGAGACAGCGCCCCCCCCAGGGAGUCGUGCUAUUAACGCAACGUUUAAUAUUCAGGAGAGAAGUGCUGAUAUUGACACCAGAUCUUAUACCCACCACUUCUACUUUGGUAGCUUCAAUCAGGGGACCAAUAAUCAAGACUCAAAGAAGGAGAAAGAUUAGAGACAAUACAGAACCAAACAAUUGA
Knipowitschia caucasica is the source of this 297-nucleotide messenger RNA. NCBI's taxonomy places the organism in Eukaryota, Metazoa, Chordata, Actinopteri, Gobiiformes, Gobiidae. The record is from the annotation of a GenBank genome assembly.